Messenger RNA from Vitrella brassicaformis, 1188 nucleotides. NCBI's taxonomy places the organism in Eukaryota, Vitrellaceae. The record is from the annotation of a GenBank genome assembly.
AUGGUUGCUUCAGAGGAGAUCAACUACAAGAGCCCUGAGAUCAAGGGCUACACCGUGGGAGUCGCGGUGAGUGAAGUGAGCACACGAUGAUCACCUGUGUUUGCCAUCCGUCGCCCUUGCUUUCUGUUGCUGCAGGUGGAUCCCGUCAAGAUUGACAGCCUUGCUGCCUUCGGCACUCCUGACUUCGUUGGCCAACGGAUCGUUGACGUACGUCAAAUACGCUUCGCAUAACAGGGGGCGCAAGCUUGAUGAAGCCAUCUGCAGAUGUCUGUCUGCUUGCACUGCUCUGUAGGUGGAGAAGAAGAAAGAUGGUGUGAUCGACGUCCAGCUGCUGAAGGCGGAAAGGUACACGAAUGGACGGACACCCAUGUGACCACACAGCAGAGGGGUGACCUAUAUGUCAGUGUGCUGUGGUGUGCUGUGCUGUGCUGUGUGUUGUCGGGAUGCAGUCUUGAGAGUGGUGGUCAGGUGUUCUACGAGGUUGAGUAUACGAGCGACACAACCCGGGGGUUCAACCACUUCAUCACACGAGUCAUCGUCGUCAACCAGUCAGACACACACAUACGCACGCACCAUUCCAUUCGAUGGCAAAGGAACACAUGACGAGUCUGUCUGGUGUGUGUGUGUGUGUGUGUGUGUGUCAUGCAGGCGGCUGUUUGCCUUCACUGCACAGUCCAAACAGAAGGACUUCGACAAAGUGAGUGUGCCGUGCCAGCAACCGAUCUCAUUGGCCCGCCAAUCCUGUCCAUCUGUCUGUCUGUGCGUGUUGUGUGCGUGAUUGUCAGGUUCGCGAUCAGAUGAAGGCCAUCGUGUCGACCUUUGUGGUGCCACCGGCACAGGAGAUCUCCUAGCUGCCUGCCUGGCUAGAUGACGAGGGUGGAAUGGCUGCUGCCUGCUUGGCCAGUGAAUGGGCGAGACGCUCAGUUGGCCGCUUCGCCAGCCGCGAUGUCAGUGAGCAUGGAGGCAGGUACCUACCCCUUUGCCUCACUGAAGCUGAGCCUGGUGAAGCUCUCUUGAGUGUCUGACUGUCUGUCUGUCUGCCUGUCUGACUGUCUGUCUGUCUGCCUGUCUGACUGUCUGUCUGCCUGUCUGACUGUCUGUCUGUCUGCCUGUCUGACUGUCUGUCUGUCUGCCUGUCUGCUGAGUGACUUGUGGACCUGUCUAUGUGUGUUGUGGAUAAUACUGUGC